Molecule: messenger RNA, 10153 nt
Organism: Zonotrichia albicollis (white-throated sparrow)
Lineage: Eukaryota; Metazoa; Chordata; Aves; Passeriformes; Passerellidae
Source: RefSeq, a predicted model, not a curated record
GAGCGGGCGGACGGCGGCCGCGGGAGAUGUGCCCGGAGGAGGACGGCGGCUGCGGCGGCGGCGGUGGUGGCAGCGUAGCCGGCACCGGUGGCCCCGAGGCGGCGGCUGCUGUGGCGCUGGACGAGCUCCGCUCCUGGUGGGAAGUCCCGGCCAUCGCGCACUUUUGCUCGCUCUUCCGCACCGCCUUCCGCUUGCCCGACUUCGAGAUCGAGGAACUGGAAGCUGCUCUUCACGGGGAUGAUGUGGAGUUUAUCAGCGACCUGAUCGCUUGCCUUCUUCAAGGUUGCUAUCAGCGCAGAGACAUCACAUCCCAGACGUUUCACAGCUACCUGGAGGACAUCAUCAACUACCGCUGGGAGCUGGAGGAAGGGAAGCCCAACCCUCUGAGGGAGUGCACUUUCCAGGAGCUGCCCCUGCGCACGCGGGUGGAGAUCCUGCACCGCCUCUGCGACUACCGCCUCGACGCCGACGAUGUCUUCGACCUCCUCAAGGGCUUGGACGCCGACAGCCUCCGCGUGGAGCCGCUGGGCGAGGACAGCAGCGGCGCCCUGUACUGGUACUUCUACGGCACCAGGAUGUACAAGGAGGAGCCGGUGCAGGGCAAACCCAAUGGGGAGCUGGCUGCAGACAGGGGAUGUGGGGGGCAGACAAACACCCCAAACGUUCCUGGGAAAACAGGCAAGAGACGAGGGCGACCUCCGAAGCGGAAAAAACUACUGGAGGAAAAUUUGCUGAGGGAGAAGGCAGAAGAAAGCUUGCUUAUCCACGAGACUCAGAUAAGAAAUGGGUCCCAGGGGCCUGGCCGUGGGACAUGGUGGUUGCUGUGCCAGACGGAAGAGGAGUGGAGGCAGGUCACAGAGAGCUUCAGAGAGAGGACUUCCCUUAGAGAGAGGCAGCUCUACAAACUCUUGAGUGAAGACUUCCUGCCGGAGAUCUGCAACAUGAUUGCACAGAAGGAGAAGCGUCUGCAGCGGACAGAGUUUUCUCCCAGGUGGAUGUCUGACCAUCAGCCCGUCAAACCAAUCAAGCAGGAGGUAAACCCAAAUGUGCUGAGCUCAAUGGAGAAGCAGAGGCGCAGAGAGGAAGAGGAGGAGCGCCAGAUCCUUAUAGCAGUGCAGAAGAGGGAGCAGGAACAGCUGCUCAAGGAGGAGAGGAAGAGGGAGAUGGAGGAGAAGGUCAAAGCAGUGGAAGAGCGGGCCAGGAGGAGGAAACUUCGCGAAGAGCGGGCGUGGCUGCUGGCACAGGGGAAGGAGCUGCCCCCUGAGCUUUCCCACCUGGAUCCCAGCUCCCCUGGCAGGGAGGAGAGAAGGACCAAGGACAUCUUUGAACUGGACGAUGAGUUCACAGCCAUGUACAAAGUUCUAGAUGUGGUGAAGGCUCACAAGGACUCUUGGCCCUUCUUGGAGCCCGUUGAUGAGUCGUAUGCUCCCAACUACUACCAGAUCAUUAAGGCCCCCAUGGAUAUCUCCAGCAUGGAGAAGAAGCUGAAUGGAGGUCAGUACUGCACCAAGGAUGAAUUUGUGGGUGAUAUGAAGACCAUGUUCAGGAACUGUCUGAAGUACAACGGAGAAGGCAGUGAAUAUACAAAGAUGGCUUACAACUUGGAGAGGUGUUUCCACCGAGCAAUGAUGAAGCACUUCCCUGGGGAAGAUGGAGACACAGAUGAGGAGUUUUGGAUCAGAGAGGACGGGAGAAGAGAGAAGAGGAGCCGGCGGUCCGGCCGCUCCGGCACAGGCAGCGUCUGGACUCGAUCACGAGACCCCGAUGGGCCCGGCAAGAGACAGCAACGCCUGGAAAAUGGAGGAAAACCUCCUCCAUAUCGAGCUGCUUCCAGGGCUCCCGCUUCUUCCUCCUCUUCCUCCUCCUCCUCCUUCUCCUCGUCCUCUGUGGAUGACCCAAGUGGCAACGCCAUGCAGGCUGCUCGAGAGGUGGGCCCUUCCAACGGGCGAGGCUUCCCACGCUCCCUGCAGUACGGCGGCAUGCCCAGCCCUGUGCCACAUCCUGCACAGAUGAGACCAGCAGUGCCAGGAACCUUCGGCCCUUUGCAUGGAUCCAAUCCCACCAAACUGUACGGCUCUCCACGAGUGCCCGAGCCCCAUCCUGGAGAGCCGGUGCAGCAGCACCAGCACUUUGCCAUGCAGCUGGCCCACGCUGCCUCUGCCAGCAGCCAGCCCCCCAAAGCCAUGGGCAACGGGGGCUCACAGGAUCCAACCGGCCACACCAUGGACAUGGACAGCAACCAAGUGGACUCGCUGGCAGGCAUGGACGAGAAGGCUCAGUGCAUCAUUCCCGACGGGGCCUACGGCAAACUACUACCUCACCCCAAGCCCCCGCUGCCCCUGGAGUGCACGAGGCGCGCCGUGCCCCCGGAUGGGGAGGGGGAUGGCACCGCUGGGAAGGGCGACCUGAAGGCAGGGCAGGGCAAAGGCGCGUGGUCAGCAGAGAGCGGCUACGCCGGCGACCCGGGCUGCGUGAGGGACCUGGGGCCCGCCUCCGAAAGAGGGGGUGCCCUGCCUCAGAACGGGGCGGCGGGCGAGGGGCCGGCAGCCGGCCCUGAGGGGAAGGGGCUGGCUGCCAACCUGCUGGAGAAGCCCCUGUGUGGCGGGGGAAAGGCUCUGCCCGAAGCAGCCGUGCCCUGCAUGGGACAGGGCAGCGGCCUCCCUGGCGCGGACGCCACCUCCAUGGGGGCCACCCCCAACCAGUUUCAUCCUCUCUACAUGUCCGGCCUGGAGUACCCGAAUUCAGCGGGGCGGUACCACAUCAACCCCGGCCUGCAGGGGUUCAGCCCCGUCAUGGGGGGGAAGCCGCCUCCUCCUGCCUCCCACCCCCAGCAUUUCCCCCCACGGGGUUUCCAGCCCAGCGGCGCUCAUCCCGGCGUCUUCCCGCGGUACCGGCCGCCCCAGGGAAUGCCGUAUCCCUACCAGCCGCAGCCCCAGCCCUCCUACCACCACUACCAGCGACCGCCCUACUACGGCUGCCCGCAGGGCUACUCGGACUGGCAGAGACCUCUCCACGCCCAGGCCAGUCCCAGCGGGCACCCCAGUGCCCAUCCAUCCCUGGGCAGGGCCCCAUUCCCGGAGCGGGGCCUGCAGGGCUGCGAGGCGCUGAGCGCCGCCAUGGCCUCUCCCAACCGCGUGGACGCAGCCGGUGCCAAAGAGGUUUCUCCGAGCGACGGGCAGGAGCUGGGGCCUGAAGAUGAGAAGUCCGAGGAGUCCCAGGAAAGAGCGGAGAGUCCCAAAGAGUUUCUCGAUUUGGACAACCACAACGCAGCCACUAAGAGGCAGAGCUCGGUGGCAGCGGGGGAGUUCCUGUACGGAGCCCCCCCGCCACACCUGGCUGCGGGGAUGGGAUUUGGCCCAUCAGCUUUCCCUCCCCAUGGGGUGAUGCUACAGACUGGCUCUCCUUAUGGAUCCCGGCAUCCUGCCAGCCACUUCCAGCCCAGGACCUAUGGAGCGCCCAUGAAUGCUCACCUGUCCCACCAUGCAGCCUCCGGCCAGGCCAACGGCCUCUCUCAGGAGGGCCCCCUGUACCGCUGCCGAGAGGAGAACGUGGGUCACUUUCAGGCCUUGCUGAUGGAUCAGAGAGGCAGUGCAGGUGGCAUGGGGGGGCCACCCCAGGACUUGUAUAGACCCUCGGGAAUGCAAAUGCAUCAGGCUCAAGUUGCUUUCCCGAAGAUGCCUACAGCAACCAUGGCCCGGGAAGAUUUGACAUCACAAAAACCAUCAGCAUUGCCUCUGGAUCAAAGCUAGUCCAAGAAAGGAUCAGACUUCAUGAAGAUGAAAGCCACACGUGAUUUGGACAAGGGAGAGGAGGGGCAGGCCCUGCUCCCACCCUCCCCUCACCCACGGAGCUUCCCGGGUCUGCGGAGACGGCGCCGUGCCAGAUUUUGGGCUGGAAACCCACAGAGGUGCUGGGCCCAGCCAGCCGAGCAGCUGGAUCACCACACAGGGCACCCCAAACUAGUGGCUUUCUGUGACAGGAGACUGUGUCUCAUUCAGGGUUUGAGGGGUUUUUUGGGUGGGGAGGGCGGGGUGGGGGUGGAAACUUUCAUUGACUGCUAAACUCAGGUAUAUUUUUCAGGGUGGAAGAGGAUGAUGAUGGAAUUUUACUUGUAGUAUUAAUGUGUGUGUUUUGGAGCUGGAUCCAGUUUACAGAAUUUAACCUGUUGCCUUUCUAAAUAAAUUUCUGUUGUUGGUGAAUGUAUUGUACAUAAUGGGGGAGGGGGUGGGCCCAGCUUGUAGUGGGCUUAGCACUGGAGGAAUUGUAAACUGUUUACAAUCAUAUCACACUGAAAUCUUUCAGGAUAGGGUGAGGGUUUGGGGGGAGUGGGAAGAGGUGAGGGAAUGUGUGAUGGAUGACUUGCUGUCCUCCUUCCUGUCCUCUGCAACCAAGACAUGACCCCAUGGCUGGUUGGCUUAAUAGCAGGAAUUGCUCAGGAGCAUAACAUGUCCUCCUCUUUCUCUUGUCCUCUUCCUCCUUCCCCUCUCACCCCCAUCUCCACCCCUCUGGAUCCAGGGCUUGAGUGCACUUCCAGCUCCUGUCAUCAUGGGGGAACAAGGAAACCAGGACCAGGAAUUGAAACCAGGGCAGGACACCCAUGGCAUUGUCCCUUCUGCUAGUGUAGUACCCUUCUCCCUGCCUUUCUGAUAGAAGAAAUAUGUGCUCUAGAAAACAGAAAAAGGCAUAACUGGUUAAAACUUAAAACUUAUUUUGGUGAAACCAGUGUAGUUGCAGGUGGAGCAGCACCUAUCCAGUAGAACAAUUUUGUGCUAAUCUGUACUGCCCUGCUGCCCAAGAAGAGUCCCCACCUCUUUCUCUGACCCUGGGCUAAAUUCACUUCUUAGCAGCAGUGGAGCAUAAAGUGCCACAGGCUUCCUGAGCACUUCUGCUGAGGAGGAGAAGAGCAAGAGGCUGCCUUGGGGGAAUGGCAGGGUUACUGCAGUGUGAGCCAUUUGUUGGAUUUGGCAUUUGCAGUUGCAGGUGAAUUGGGAAGCACUCAAGCUGCUGUUGUGAGGACAGAUGGUUUCUGUUAGAAAAGUACUUGUAAAGAAUACAAGGAGCUAUGGCUGGGCUUUCCUGAGGACAGGACAUUUUGAGGUGGAGACAUGCUGCUGGAGUCUUAGAUCAGAGUUUUCAGAUUUUCAAAUGCUUUGUUCAUAAAUAAGGGUUGGGGGUUUUUCUUUUCCUCUUGCAAUACCUAGGGAUCCCCUGAAAAUCAGAGCCUAAUCUCGCUAGGUACAAUCUGAGCAAAUCACUGAAAACUGACUCCCCUCAGAGGGAACAGCCCUGGGAGAGGAUUGCUGGGCUGGAAUACCUGAGAAAAUGUAAGGAGGAACAGAUAAUGUGAAUUUUAUGAUUUCCAUACCAUGCUGCUUUGUAGAUAUUGUGGAAGAUAGGUUUGAUGGGUUUAGAAGAGUAGCAUUCAGCUGUUUAUGUACAGAGUGGUGUUUUGUGCCACAGGUUGGAUUGCAGUGCAGGAGAAGUGUAGCUGCACUUUAAAAUAACAUGGCUUUUGAGUGCUAUACUUGUGCCACUAUCCUAAAUUCUGAACACAAUACAGAGAAGCUGCAGAGCAUUCCCCAGCGUUGUUGGAGUACAGUAUAUUACCAGGUGGUCCUUUUUCAGAAAGCAUCCUGAACUAGUGACUUAGCAAAAUUACAAAAAAAGUAAUAGCUAUUACUUUUCCCAUCUGGAGGAUAUGUUUUGCUGUAAUUACAGAUUUCAUGUUAAAUGAGAUUAUAUAAUACAUAGAACAAUUAUGAACUUGACCAUGCUCAAGCACAACAAAAAUUUCCAAUGUUCUCAGAUGAUCUUUGUGUGCUACUCUACCUUUUUAGCCUCUUGCUCUCCCCCUACCACUUCCUCCUUUUUAAAUGGUGUGUGGUGUUCCCAAGCUCCCUGGAUGUCAAGUUGCCUUUGCAAAGGCUGUUUUAUAAAAUCCCCCUGAGACUCUGAAUCUUUGGGCAUCUUAGGUGAUACAGGCCCUGACAAUUCAACUGGAAAGGGCAGUCACUGAGGCUCCACUGUGACUUUUAGCAAACUUAUAAGUUUUCAGUCUAUAAAUUCCAUGGUGUGACCCACCAAACCACUCAGGCACCAGCCUGCAAUGAGGAGGACAAAAGCGAAAAGCAAAUUUGAAGCUUCAAGGGCCAACUAGUUUGAUUUGUGACUUUGAGGAGACACUUUUCUUGGAAGCUUCUGAUUCUUUCUUGUCUGCCAAAUGCCUUUCCCAUGCAGACUUUCCGAAGCAAGUCGCCUGUGUAUAUUUUUGUAAGUGUGGUUUCUCAGGGUCUUGGAGAGCUAUCAGCUUGAUGAUGUCUUAUCUGAAAGCAAGUCACAGAGACUGUCUUUCAUUCUGCUGACUGAGGCAGCUCCCCUGCAGGUUCUCACCCCAACACUUCUCCAUUUAAAAUGAAAGUAUAAUUAGAAAACAACCUUUCUUUAUUUUCUCCACUGAUCCCUGUCAGGUUUUUGUUCAUCUCUCUGUUCAACCAAGGUGGUUUCUUUGUUCUUGGUGGCUUCAUUCUGUGUUGUGGUGUGUUGCAAAUUCUGCUUUCCUUUUCUGCAAAGACUGUGUUGCUGUAUGCUCUGUGGAAUUUCAGAGAAGGUGCUGAAAUGAGUGACAGGGAAGUGUCAUCCCAAAGGAUGGCUUGGAGAGGACCAGCAGUGCAAUCUGUGAUGGUGUAGUUGGUCCUGGUUCCCCUUGCUGCAGAGCAGCCAUGCAACUGGGUUUGUACUUAAUCAGAGCAACCCCUUAAAAAGUUUUUAUUGUGGUGCAUCAGAGGAGGAACGGAGGAGUUUGCUCUUGCAGAAUUCCUGUUUUGCUUUAAGGCGGGUGCUGGCGUUUGCAGAGCAGUUGUGUGAGGGCCAGGACCGAGACAGGCUGUGCAAGGAGGGUUGCAGCCCCUGUGAGCUUUAGGAGCCUGUGCUUAUUGUGAGGGAGAGAACAUCUCAGAGGUUGCCAUUGCAGCCUCUGCCCAUCUGUACCUGUUUAACGUGGUGGGGGUGAGCACACUGCCAAGGAGAACCCUUCUAACCAGCACAUACUGAACUGCUCCUGCUGGUUUUCACUGCCCACCUCCCACUCAGACAGAGAGCUGGGGAGGGACACAUUUCCAGCUGUCUCCCAAGAGGAGCUCCUAGGGACAAGCAGGGCAAGGCUCAUUCCACCCCUAGGCAGGGAAAUUCAGGACAGGGUUUAAUGGAUUUGAAACUAGAUGGGAACAUCCAAGUGUACCUUUGAAGUGAGUUGUUCUGUGCCCUUCCCUUUUUCAUCACUGUCUCACCUUGGCUGACAUGCAGGAUUUGAGAGACCAUGGAGCCAUUUACCAAUCUACCAUUUUGUAGAUUUAACCCUGCUGGUCUUGCCUUGACUGAGGGCUUUUUCCUUCAUUUACAGCCAUGCCCUAGAUUUCUUUUGGCAAAGGUUUUCCUCUUUUUGAUACAUGGAUAUCAAAGUGAACAGCGCAUCCAGGACAGAGCUAUGUCCACCAGGGAAAGAGGUGACAAAGCAUUAAUUGGGACUGAGGCUUAAUUGGGAUUUUCACCAACUCCAGCAAAUCCCUCUGUCCUUUGCCCUUUUUAUUUGGAAACACUCACUAAGCGUAAGGGCAGUAAGUGGAAUAUCUUCUAACUAACAGCAGCACUGACUCUGUGUGAGCACAAUUCCCUUGUGAACAAGGUCAGACCAGAGAGCCACUGGGGACCCCUUUGGGCACCAAAUGAGUAGGAGACCUGCAGGCACCUGGUGCACUCAAACCCUGCCACACGCCAGGGGAGCAGUCUCCCUUUCCAAAGCCAGCCAGGCAGCUCCAGGAGCCCAGGCCUCAACUCCUAGUCUGGAAAUCCUGAUUCCCUUCUGUAUCAUAUGCCAGCCCUUCCCCUCUCCUUGUUUCCCAGCUCCCAAGCCUCUUUCCCUCUGCUGGCUGCCCUGCAGUCUGUGGCUGUUGAGGGCAGAGAUGAAAGCUCCCUGCCCACACCAGCACAAGGGCACAGGGCUGGCCCUGCCUCCUGCACACACACAGGCAGCAGCUGAGGAGGGCACAUUUACCCUCCUCAUGAAAUCAGGGUGUCCUCAGUGGCCCAUGAGUGUUCUCUCUGUGCCCCUGGCUUUGCCACCCAGGCACAGCAGUCUGCCCAUCUGCCACUACAGGGGUUUGCUCCUCCCACACGUGAUGCUGCCAUGUCUACCUCCAGGAGGGUUUAGGUUAAAAAUGCCUGGGCAUAUACUGGUACAGCUGUGGAAACUCCUGUCUCUCCUCCUUGAUGGAUCAGUGAAUGCUGCUGCCUGAUCUUUUUCUGAGCAAUAAUAACAUGCAGCAGUGCAGCUUUGACCUUCCUGUUCUGUUUUAGGACUAAGAUGGCUAUGGAACACUCUGGGGGGCUUUCACAGUCUCAGUGGGAAGCAAGGUGCUCUUUGUGGCCUCACGUCUUAUCAUGCCAUGUUCCUGCUUUCCCAGAGACUGGUGGGUUGAUUUUGGUAGCCAUAAGAGAGCUGGUUGCUGCUUCUGUGUUUGGGAAGGCAGAGAGGAAGGGAGCAUUUGGGUAAAGUUGAGCCUCAUCCAUCCACAGGGCAGAGCACAUGGAAAAGGGGUGGGUGGACCACUGGUUUAAUGCCUCUGGGGGAGAAGAGUGACCCCCUGCUUCCCUUGGCAUUGCUGGGGAGGGACUGGGGGAGCCUAGGCCACUACAUCCAUUCAUUUCUCUGAAGCUGGGUAACAUUGGGGUUGUUUUUGUAUUAUUGUAAGUUUGUAAAGAAUGUAAUCUGUCUGUCAGGGGCACAAGGAGAAAACGGGGGCCUUUCUCUUUUUGCGUGAGGCUGUUCUUAUGUUGCUGUGCUUUUUGUUGUUGGGCAGGGAGGGGUCUGGUGGCCAUGGGGGCAAAGCCUGGCCCUUGUCAAGGGCAAGCUGUGCCAGGGUGACAGGAGGGUGAGCUGAGGCUGCUGCAGAGACCUCCCACACCAAGCUGUGAAAAUGCUCUGCCUGCGUCCCUCAGUGGGGGAAACCCGGCCUCUGCACUGGGGCUCUGCACUGGCGUGUUCUGUUGGGUGUGCUGGGAUGCAGCACUCCAGGACUGGGCUUGCCUGUCCUCAGCUCCGUUGGAAACUGGGCUGAGCAGCUGCCCAUGCUGUUCAGGAAAGGUUGGACUGGAUGGGCUCAGUUGAUCAGCUCGAGAAGGAGUUCAUGCUGGAGCUGCUCAUCCCAGCCCUUCUGUCCCCAGCAGGGCCUCAGGGGCUGCACCUCUCCAUCCCCUGUUGCCCAGAGCCCUGUCCUUCCUCCCCAUCCCGUAGAGCACAGUGUCAGGGAUCCUCUUCUCUCUCCUGCUGCUGCAAAGUCGUGUGAACUUUCCUGGUCAAUACUGGAAAGGGGAAUGCUAUUUAUUUUUAUAUUGUGUAUAUUUUGUCUUGGUCUGCUGAUUACCUUUGUUCCCCAAGAGCGACAGUUACCUCAAUAGUUAGUUUAAUACUGUGUGUUGGGUAAUUUUUUUAAAGAACUUUUUUAAAAUUUUGAUCCUUGGAGGUCUGUAGAUUUUAUUUCCAUAUGAAUUGGUUAUUUUGUAUAAAGUACAUUCUUAAAAUAGCAACCACCCUUGCUGUAUGUGUGUUUUCUUGUCUCCUGGAUGGGGGUGGGAGGAUAACACAGAGGGCCUUUUUUCAGAGAGACAAAGCCCUGGACUGCGGUCAGGCACCGUUGUACACCUGAAAUCCAUUUACAAGAGAGCACCUGGAAAGCCAAUCGGGAUCAUUUCCCAUUCAGGAGCACAGCUGCCCUUGAACAGCCCAGCUGUGCAAAUGAGAUGCUGUCACUGCUUUCCCCACCAAGUCCUUGGUGGGCUGAGGGUUUUCCUGCAGCCCAGAUGUGCAGGGAAGCCUCCUCUCACCCCAAAACACACCAUGCUUUUGGGGCACAGGUGGUCUGUGCCCCCACACCCAGGUGCAACCUCUCUGCUGUAAAAGUGGUGACUGCCCUGAAUGGAGCCCAUGGGGUGAUACUGCUGAGGAGGAGCUGAUGUAACCUCUGUGACUCCUCUUUGUGCAGGUCACUGAUGCCCUCAGGGGCUGUUAGAGGAAUGGAAAGCCUUUGGAGCCUGUGUGUGGUGGUCCAAAUGAAUACUGGGCCCCAAAGGGCACUUGCUGUUUGCUGUUUAUUCAAUC